AUGCGUUCGACCCAGCUUUUGGCUCACCUAUCGCUGUUUCUCUCGUCCGCCAACGCCUUCUACUACUUGGAUGUUCCGCAAAUCUGCCCAUUUGUCGAUGGCUGCAAAUCUUCGGGGAAGGAGGCAAGGGGUCAGGAGACGCUCGCAGCAGAUGUGGUGAAUGCCAUCAAGGCUGUCAAGAACCCGGCAUUCCACGUCGGCCCUCAGAUUAGCGACAACUCGGCCCAAGAUGCUCAGUCCGAACGAGUUGCCCGCGAAGUGGAUCGCCUUACUCAGAAGUACGCGAGGUUUCAAUCAGCAGCAGUAAUCCGCGAGAGAGCUCGCAAGACUAAGAGACAGAGUCUUUACCGCAUCAUCACUGCCGCAGACACCUCCCUCAAGAACGCCGCCCCCGUUGCUCAGGAUGGCACCGACUUUUCGUACUUCGCCCAGGUCAAGUUCGGUUCCAAGGCCAAGCCGUUGUGGAUGCUCAUCGACACCGGAGCAGGUACCAGCUGGGUGAUGGGUUCUUCUUGCAAAUCAUCCGCCUGCGAGAAGCACGGUUCCUACGGACCCAGUGACUCGGACACCCUCAAGGACCUUGGAGAAGACUUCUCCGUUGCUUAUGGCUCUGGCUCCGUCAAGGGUCAGAAGAUCUCCGACAGCAUCUCCUUCGCCGGCAUGAACUUCGAUUUCCAGUUCGGUGUUGCCAACGAGACCUCCGAGGACUUCAACCAUUUCCCGUUUGACGGAAUCUUGGGCCUUUCGAUGGCCGGUGGAGAGACCGAGAACUUUGUUCAGGUCGUCGAGAACUCCAAGCAACUCGAUGCCACUGUUUUCUGUGUUUACUUGAGCAGAGCUGCCGAUGGGCCGAACGCAAGUGAAAUCAGCUUCGGCUCCUGCAACCCUGACAAGUACACCGGCGAUUUCACCUACACCGCUGUUGGCUCUCAGAACGGCGACUGGGCGAUUCCCGUGGACGGCAUUGCUUACGAUGGCCAGAAGUCCGGUGCGGCCGGCAAGCUCGCCUACAUCGACACUGGUACGUCCUACGUCUUCGGCCCGCAAACCGAUGUCGCCGCGUUCCACAGCAACAUUCCUGGCUCCUCUUCGGACGAUGGCACAACUUUCAAGGUGCCGUGUGACAGCAACAAGGACGUGACCUUCACGUUUUCCGGUGCAAGUUAUGUGAUCUCCCCUAAGGACUGGAGAACCCAGAACUCGGACGGCACCUGCACGAGCAACAUCUACGGCCACGAGGUGGUUGCGGGAGCCUGGUUGCUUGGAGACGUCUUCCUGAAGAACGUUUACGCGGUCUUCGAUAAGGACCAGAAGCGUAUUGGAUUCGCUACUAGGAAUGAUCCAGCGCCAACUACCACUACCAGUAGCGCCGAUUCCGAUUCCACGCCCGACGUGGUAAACCAACCCGGCAUCACCACCCUCGUCUCUUCGAAGGCAACUGCCACACCCUCUCUUGGCCUCGGCGGCCACGAAACAUCUGCCACUGCCGCGGCGGCAUCCACCACAGGCAACUCGCAGUCUGGAGCGGUCUCAUUUGCCUCGCUCUCUCACGUCAACGUGGCCGCCGCCGCGUCGAUCUGCCUCUUUGCCAUGUUUGGACUGUACUAA
Colletotrichum karsti is the source of this 1608-nucleotide messenger RNA. Its product is annotated as eukaryotic aspartyl protease. Lineage: Eukaryota; Fungi; Ascomycota; Sordariomycetes; Glomerellales; Glomerellaceae. The transcript is spliced from 3 exons. Gene Ontology annotation, biological process: proteolysis. The record is from RefSeq and is a predicted model, not a curated record. Gene Ontology annotation, molecular function: aspartic-type endopeptidase activity. The coding region runs from base 1 to 1608 and encodes 535 amino acids.